This is a messenger RNA of Gymnogyps californianus (California condor), 3076 nucleotides long. RefSeq names its product LYN proto-oncogene, Src family tyrosine kinase (gene LYN). Gene Ontology annotation, biological process: cell differentiation; innate immune response; cell surface receptor protein tyrosine kinase signaling pathway. Lineage: Eukaryota; Metazoa; Chordata; Aves; Accipitriformes; Cathartidae. The record is from RefSeq and is a predicted model, not a curated record. Bases 80 to 1621 code for a protein of 513 amino acids. Gene Ontology annotation, molecular function: ATP binding; non-membrane spanning protein tyrosine kinase activity; signaling receptor binding. The transcript has 13 exons. Gene Ontology annotation, cellular component: extrinsic component of cytoplasmic side of plasma membrane.
GGGACACCCUUCUCGGCGCCCCGGCGGUAACCGUGGAGUUCGCUCGCUGCCGCUCAACUUUCGCACCCGGGAAAGAAAUAUGGGAUGUAUAAAAUCAAAAAGGAAAGAGAAUCUGCAUGGAGAUGGGCUAGAUUUGAAGAAUCAACCAGUACGUAAAACUGAACGAACUAUUUAUGUGAGGGAUCCAACGUCCAAUAAACAGCAAAGGCCAGCAAAUCCAGAAGCACAGCUCUUACCAGGACAGAGGUUUGUCACUGAAGAAACAGAGGAGCAUGGAGUCAUUGUGGUAGCUUUGUAUCCCUAUGAUGGCAUUCAUGAAGAUGACUUGUCCUUCAAAAAAGGAGAAAAAUUGAAAGUUAUUGAGGAGCUGGGAGAAUGGUGGAGAGCAAAAUCUCUCACGACGAGGAAGGAAGGCUUCAUUCCCAGCAACUACGUAGCAAAAGUAAACACCCUGGAAACAGAAGAGUGGUUCUUCAAAGACAUAACCCGAAAAGAUGCCGAAAGACAACUCUUGGCUCCUGGAAAUAGUCCUGGAGCUUUCCUUAUCAGAGAAAGUGAAACAUUAAAAGGCAGCUAUUCUCUCUCCAUAAGAGACUAUGAUCCACAGCAUGGCGAUGUUAUUAAGCACUACAAAAUUAGGAGUCUAGACAAUGGAGGAUUUUACAUCUCUCCGAGAAUAACUUUUCCCAACAUCAAUGAUAUGAUCAAACAUUAUCAAAAGCAAUCAGAUGGCUUAUGCAGAAAGUUGGAAAAAGCUUGUAUAAGUCCCAAGCCUCAAAAACCAUGGGAUAAAGAUGCAUGGGAAAUUCCACGGGAAUCAAUUAAAUUAGUGAAGAAACUUGGAGCUGGUCAGUUUGGAGAAGUCUGGAUGGGUUACUAUCAUAACAGUACGAAAGUGGCUGUGAAGACUCUGAAGCCUGGAACGAUGUCUGUGCAAGCCUUUCUGGAGGAAGCCAACCUCAUGAAAACACUUCAGCAUGAUAAGCUCGUUAGGCUUUAUGCUGUAGUGACCAAAGAAGAACCUAUUUAUAUUAUAACAGAAUUCAUGGCAAAAGGAAGUUUGCUGGAUUUUCUGAAGAGUGAUGAAGGAAGUAAAUUGUUGCUUCCAAAGCUAAUUGACUUCUCUGCUCAGAUUGCAGAAGGAAUGGCAUACAUAGAAAGAAAAAAUUAUAUCCAUCGAGAUUUGAGAGCAGCAAAUGUUCUGGUUUCGGACUUACUGAUGUGCAAAAUUGCUGAUUUUGGACUAGCGAGAGUCAUCGAAGACAAUGAAUAUACAGCAAGGGAAGGUGCGAAAUUCCCUAUUAAAUGGACAGCACCAGAGGCAAUUAACUAUGGAUCUUUCACUAUUAAAUCUGAUGUGUGGUCAUUUGGGAUUCUCCUGUAUGAAAUCGUUACAUAUGGAAAGAUUCCUUAUCCAGGUAUGAGCAAUUCAGACGUGAUGGUUGCUCUUCAGCGCGGGUACCGAAUGCCACGCAUGGAAACCUGUCCAGCGGAGCUUUACGAUAUCAUGAAAACAUGCUGGAAAGACAAAGCAGAAGAGAGGCCAACAUUUGAUUAUCUACAGAGUGUGCUUGAUGACUUCUACACAGCAACAGAAGGCCAGUAUCAACAACAGCCAUAGAACAAAGAACACUUUUUCUAUUGAAAUGGAUCAUUGGCACAGACUUCUUAUUUGGACAGACUGCUCGAACCAAUUACUUCAUGAGUUUGGAUGUCUUAACUGAGUGCGGAAGCUGAAAUGCUGAAGGAAAGAGUAAUUCUGCAGAGAAAUAAUGUUUUUAUUUGGUUAAAACAGUUCCUGUAAAGCUUGAAGUUCUCCUUAAAUGCUCUGUGUUUUGCAUCUGCAGAAACAUCCCAAAGCAAGCAGGCUUUUUGGGGUGGGGAGGGAGAAGGAAGGAAAGCAAUCAUGCACUGGUAGUUUGACAACGCCUUCUUAGGAUCUAAGUCAUGCAAUACAUUACAAGGAGACCUUUAUAAGAGGGGCGAGAAGAUGCACGAACAGCUGUUUUCAAAAGAAAAAGUCAUGAAGGAGAACUUAGAGAUUUAAGACAUGGUGAUGUUCUUAAAUUAUCUUUUUUGAAAUACAGCAUAUUGUGAAAAUUAUUUUUAUAUCCUUGUUAUUUCACAUUAGUGUCUGGAGUACUGUCACCUCUUGUAAGACUUUCUAAACGGUGUCAUGGUUUCCUUUAAGGAAGGGUUAUGUAUGUAAUUCUUUACACUGAAGAUGAUUCUGUUUUACUGCUGUAUUACUCAUACUAAAUUUGAAAUCAUUUUCAAAGCAUCGCACAGCCAUCACAGAUGCCGAAGUGCAAUACGAACACACGUGACGGCAGAAGCGGCAGCACACCUAGCUCUGUGUUCAACCUUCAGUUUCCCACAAGGCCAAAGUCAUCAUCUGAAGUCCAUGGGAAAGCACAGGAUUUUGAAGGAAGUUAAUACUUGCAUUGCAGUCGCUGAGACUGUUACCAGUGAAAAUAUUUUAAUCUUAAUUUUUAAUCCUCUGUGAUUAUUCAAGAAUAUUCCUUACAUUUUUGCUGCUUUAAUCAACUAACCUCAAAUCUGUUUUAAAGCUAAAACUAGCUCUAGCACUAUCAAAAACAAUUUGUGGAAAUAUGCAAUAGGAUGUCAAGUUACAUUGCAGUGACACUAUAGGUUUGUUGCUCAGUAUAUAAAUCUAAUUCAUAAAAGUGAAUGCAGUUUGCUAAGUUCUACCUAUUGAAUUGUUCUAUCAAAUUACUUACCAAAACAGCUGAGCUAGUGCAAUUGCAAUGUAACUACAGCAUAGAUUCUUUUUUUUUUCCAAAGUGACACUGGUUCUUACAACUGAAACCCAGUACAUCUUUGCCACCCCUCAGCCCAACUAUUUAGGCAAAUGGUACUUUGCAGAAGCUUAAAACCCUUUUGAUAAAGCUUCAGUGUGCCUGCAGGUGAAGUUCAGCAGCAUAAAUAUUCAUUGCUUUUCUUUUCCAUUGGCUUCCUUCAGUCAAACUGUGCCGUUUAAGCAGACUAUCAGUUAAAUAUGUAAAUAGUUUCUAUUGUAUGGUGAUUUUUAAUUUGAAUAAACACUUAAUCUGAA